This is a messenger RNA of Chaetomium globosum CBS 148.51, 537 nucleotides long. Its product is annotated as 60S ribosomal protein L1. Gene Ontology annotation, molecular function: structural constituent of ribosome; RNA binding. The coding region runs from base 1 to 537 and encodes 178 amino acids. NCBI's taxonomy places the organism in Eukaryota, Fungi, Ascomycota, Sordariomycetes, Sordariales, Chaetomiaceae. The record is from RefSeq and is a predicted model, not a curated record. The transcript has 5 exons. Gene Ontology annotation, cellular component: large ribosomal subunit. Gene Ontology annotation, biological process: translation.
AUGUCUAAAAUUACCGUCGCCGGUGUGCGUCAGAACGUUGCUGAGCUCCUCGAGUACAGCAACGAGACCAAGAAGCGUAACUUCCUGGAGACCGUCGAGCUCCAGAUCGGCCUGAAGAACUAUGACCCCCAGCGUGACAAGCGUUUCUCCGGCACUGUCAAGCUGCCUUCCGUCCCCCGCCCGAACAUGGCCAUCUGCAUCCUGGGUGACCAGCACGAUAUUGACAGGGCCAAGCAUGGCGGCGUCGAUGCCAUGAGCGCCGACGACUUGAAGAAGCUUAACAAGAACAAGAAGCUCAUCAAGAAGCUGGCUCGCAAGUACGAUGCCUUCGUCGCCUCCGACACCUUGAUCAAGCAGAUCCCACGUCUGCUUGGCCCCGGUCUGUCCAAGGCUGGCAAGUUCCCUACCCCCGUCUCGCACGCCGACGACCUCAGCGCCAAGAUUACCGAAGUCAAGUCGACCGUCAAGUUCCAGCUCAAGAAGGUUCUGUGCAUGGGCGUCGCUGUCGGCAACGUUGGCAUGACCCAGACCAGCUGA